Molecule: messenger RNA, 2436 nt
Organism: Pelodiscus sinensis (Chinese soft-shelled turtle)
Lineage: Eukaryota; Metazoa; Chordata; Testudines; Trionychidae
Source: RefSeq, a predicted model, not a curated record
AUGGAGACCAGGCGCCGGGCGGCCCCACGGCAAGUACUGCUCCUCGCCUGCUUCUUGCCUUUGUUCUGCCGCGCGGCCCCGGAGCAGACUCGCUACUCGAUCCCCGAGGAAAUGGCCAAAGGCUCCCUCGUGGGGAACCUCGCCCAGGAUCUGGGGCUGGAGCUGAGGGAGCUGCCGCUGCGGAAGCUCCGUGUCAGUUCGGAACAGCAGCACUUCAGUGUGAAUGGGGAGAACGGGGACUUGUCUGUGAAUGGCCGCAUAGACCGGGAGGAGAUCUGCGGGAAAUCACCGACUUGUUUCCUAAAUGUAGAAGUUGUGGUUGAAAACCCUUUGAACGUUUUCCACCUGAAUGUCGCAGUCCAGGACAUUAACGAUAAUGCACCGCGGUUUGUUAAAAAUACGGUUGAUUUAGAAAUUAAUGAAUUCGCACAGCCUGGUGCGCGAUUUCCUCUAGAACCUGCUCAAGAUCCCGAUGUUGGAGCUAAUUCGCUGCAGAGCUACCAGCUCAGUCCAAAUUCAUGCUUUAGCUUGAAAUUGAAGGAAAAUCCAGCUGGGAAAAAACAAGCAGAAUUAGUGUUAGAGAAAGCUUUGGAUAGAGAGAAGCAGAGUUACCAUCACUUGGUUCUGAGGGCUGUGGAUGGGGGAGAUCCCGUCCGCACUGGAACAGUUCAGAUUAACAUCAGUGUCACUGACGCUAAUGACAAUGCCCCCGCCUUCUCCGAAGAGGUCUACAAAGUCAGCCUGAAGGAAAAUCUACCGAAUGACUCCUUAGUGCUUCAGGUUAGAGCCACUGAUAAAGAUGAGGGCACAAAUGCGAAAAUAGCAUAUUCUUUCAGCAACAUACCGCAGAGUGCAAGACAGCUCUUCAGCUUAGCUUCCGAUGGAACAAUCACAACAAAAGGGUCUCUGGAUUUUGAAGAGGCACAUAAUUACAUCCUGGGUGUAGAAGCCCGGGAUGGCGGCGGUCUGACAGGCCACUGCAACGUUCACAUAGAACUUCUGGAUGAGAACGACAAUAGUCCCGAAGUGACCUUGACAUCCCUGUUUAGUCCCAUUCCCGAAGACUCGGUGCCCGGGACAGUGAUCGCGCUGAUCAAAGCCCGGGACCCAGACGAUGGAGGAAAUGAAGAAGUCACGUGUCGCAUUCAAGAUAAUCUGCAUUUCAAAAUAGUGUCCUCCUCCAGCAGCUACUACAAGCUGGUGACUGACAGCCCCCUGGACAGGGAGCGGGCCCCGGAGUACAACAUCACAAUCACGGCCACAGACAAGGGCUCCCCCCCGCUCUCCACCCAGAAAACCAUCCUCUUGCAGAUCUCGGAUGUCAAUGACAACGCCCCUGUCUUCGAGAAACCUUCCUACAGCGCCUACGUGCCCGAGAACAACCCCUCGGGGGCCUCCAUUUUCAGUGUCAAAGCCUCAGACCGGGAUCUGGACGGCAACGCCCGGGUCACUUACUCCAUCCUGCGCAGCAGCAUCCAGGAGCUCCCUGUCUCCUCCUACGUGUCCAUCAACUCCCAGACCGGAGCGCUGUACGCGCAGCGCUCCUUCGACUACGAGCAGUUCCGGGCGUUCGAGCUGCAAGUGAAGGCCCAAGACGGCGGGUCGCCGCCUCUCAGCAGCAACGUCACCGUCAGCGUGUUUAUCCUGGAUCGGAACGACAACGCCCCUCGCAUCCUGUAUCCCUCGCUCGGGCCCGAGGGCUCGGCCGUGUUCGAGAUGGUCCCUCGCUCUGCCGAGGCGGGUUAUCUGGUGACGAAGGUGGUGGCGGUGGAUGCGGACUCGGGACACAACGCCUGGCUCUCCUACCAUGUGCUGCAGGCCACGCAGCCGGCGCUCUUCCAGCUGGGGCUGCACAGCGGGGAGAUCCGGACCGCGCGCGCCUUUGCGGACAGAGAUGCGGUGAAGCACCGGCUGGUCGCUCUGGUGAAGGACAACGGGCAGCCGCCUCUCUCCGCCACCGUGACUCUGAGCCUGGUGUUCGCCGAGAACUUCCAAGAGGCUCUUCCGGAAAUGAGCGAUCGGUCGGCUGACUCGGCGCCACAGUCUGAUUUGCAGUUCUACUUGGUGUUGGCCUUGGCCUUGGUCUCGUUUCUGUUUCUGCUUUCAGUGAUAGCGGUGAUAGCCAUAAGAGUUCGAAGUUCAAACAACUCCCCUUUUCUGCAGUAUGCCAGGCCGGCUCUGUAUUCCAAUGAUGAUCCCAGAUUCCCGCCAGACUUCAAAGAAGGGACCUUGCCCUAUUCCUAUAACUUGUGCUUGGCUACAGACUGCGGGAAAAAUGUAUUUAAUUUGCUCAAAAGUAGUGACCAAAACUUUACAGCUGAUGAUAUCCUGGGGAAUGACACCUCUGGGAUUUUACUUGUGAAUAAUUCUGGUUCUGAAGGACCCAAAUCCGGAUCAGAAACUCUUCUUAAGCAUAAAUUUAGUUCCAACGGGUAG